This is a messenger RNA of Epithele typhae, 1443 nucleotides long. RefSeq lists its product as uncharacterized. NCBI's taxonomy places the organism in Eukaryota, Fungi, Basidiomycota, Agaricomycetes, Polyporales, Epitheliaceae. The record is from RefSeq and is a predicted model, not a curated record. Gene Ontology annotation, molecular function: syntaxin binding. The coding region runs from base 1 to 1443 and encodes 480 amino acids. The transcript is spliced from 12 exons.
AUGAAUGGCACCCAGACCGCGCGACACGGCAGGCCCGCACCCGCGGGGCCCACCCCGCCUGCCCCCGCAGCCGCACCACCCGUGCCUCCGAACGCAGCUCCCGCCGCCCCGGCAGCCGCAGCCGCCCCCGCGCCCGCACCGCGCACCGCGAACGGGGCGGCGACGAACGGGGCGCACGCGCCCGCGCCGAAGGGGAAGAAGAAGGCCGCGGAGCCGCAGCCCGAGGAGGAGGUGCUCGAGGAGGAGGAGGAGCGGCGGUUCGCGGAGGAGGCGCAGAAGUCCGUGUCGGGCAUGACCGAGACCGCGAUACACGCAAAGUACAUCGAGCUGUUUGCCGAGUUCAAGCGGCUCGAGCGGGACCACGCGAAGGAGAAGCAGAAGUUGACGAAGGACAAGGAUGCAGCGAAGGGGCAGCUCACGAAGGUGAACCAGACGAAGGCGAAGAUGGAGAACCUCGCUCGGGAGCUCCAGAAGGAGAACAAGAAGCUGCGAGAAGAUAGCAAACGUCUGACCACAUGCGUCUCAGAUGCCCAGGAGGAGAUCCACCAGAUGAAGACGGACAUGGCGAGACGAGCAGAGCGUGCCAAGGUCCAAGAGAGCAAGUACCGCGAGAUGCCCGACAUCGUCGUGCGCGUCGUAUGCAAGUACCGGGCCGAGCUCUACUUCAAGAUCUCCCGGAAGACAAAGCUCUCGCGACUCUUCAACGCAUGGACAGAGCGCAUGGAGUCCAACGUCGUGUCAUCCACCAGCAUGAACAACGUGUCUUCGGGGCCCCCAACCAAGAAGGGAGGGAGCCCGCUUGUCAACGGCACGAGCACAAGCAGCAUUGCGAACCCAAACGCCAUACAGUUCAUCUUCUCGCACGGGGGGCGCUCGCUCGAGCACGAGCAAACACCGGAGGAGGCUGGGAUCGAGGACGGAGACGUCAUUCUCGCCGCGGAGAUGAUGGACCUCACGGACGGGCCCGGGACGGAGGAGGUGGAAGAGCCUGUGCGACAAAAGCUCAAGAAGGAGUGGUCCGAGAAUCCUGCAGAAGCGCGGAAGACGAUGCAGAGUAUCUUCGACGACGUCGUCCGAGAACGAUUGAAGGAGGUUCUCCGACAGUAUGAGCUCCGAGAACGACAUUUCGAGUGUGUUGUGCGUUCAAAAGAGCUCGAAGUGUUGCUCUCGCGCGCACGAGCCGCGGAACAGAAGCAGCUCGCGGACGCUGAGAAAACGCGGGUAGACAAGGCCGAGGAGGAGAAACAGCAGCUACGCAAGGAGCUGGAUGACGCACAAGAGCAGCAGACCGUGCUCAUCAACAAACUAUUAUCAUUCUGUCAGGAACCGGACAGCGAACGAACGCGACAGUUCUUACAGUCCUUACACGGCGCACUGCACAAGGGCGAGCCGCUCAAGCCCGACGGAGACAAAACACAUAAUCGGCGGGCAGAGGGGUCGUGA